This is a messenger RNA of Juglans regia (Persian walnut), 2144 nucleotides long. RefSeq lists its product as uncharacterized. Gene Ontology annotation, molecular function: protein binding. The record is from RefSeq and is a predicted model, not a curated record. The transcript is spliced from 5 exons. NCBI's taxonomy places the organism in Eukaryota, Viridiplantae, Streptophyta, Magnoliopsida, Fagales, Juglandaceae. Bases 109 to 1899 code for a protein of 596 amino acids.
UCAAAAACCUCAUUUACUUGGAGUUCGUACGUACUACACGCAGUACUCUCUCCGAAGCUAAGCUACUUCAUCAAUUUCCAACUGUGAAGAAAAGAUCAAGGAAAAAUAAUGGAAGAGGGUGAUAGCUCAUUAUCUCAAUCUCGUGCCUUUUAUGCUCCUCUCCUUCGAGCUGCCCUAGAAGAUGAUUGGAAAGCUGCUAAAGCUUUUAUCCAGAAAAAUCCAAACUGCGACCUUGGAGCCCCCAUAACAAAAGAGGAAGGUACAGCUCUUCACAAUGCGGCAGCUGCAAAACGCACCCGUUUUGUAAAAGAACUCGUGAAUAUGAUGACACCUGAACAAUUAGAAUUGAAAACCAAACCAGGCAACUACACGGCCCUUUAUUUUGCCGCUCAAUCAGAAAUCAUAACAAUUGCAGAGGUGAUGGUGAAAAAGAACAAAAAUCUGCCAUCUAUAUUCCCCAAGCACCACAUCGAUGCUUUACCACUUUACGCGGCAAUAAAGACUGGAAAUAGAGACAUGGUGUCGUAUUUAUACUCUGUGACUCCUGUUCAAAACUUGGCUUCUCUGGAUCACAUUUAUCUCAUUCAGGCUACUAUUUCCACCGAUUUGUAUGAUACGGCACACAAAAUUCUGGACAUUCUAAAGCGGCCAACACCUGAAGAGAAGAAACAUCUUUGGCUUGCAUUGGAAAUGUUGGCCAAGAAACCUUCGGAAAUUGGCAGCAAAAGUCAGCCAUCAGUAUGGGAAAGACGCUUAAACUCCUGCUUCAGAGGUCGGUUCUGCAACAAAGCUUUGAUGCAAGCAUCAGCCCAUCACUUAGUUGGCCGCCUUUGGAAAGCGCUUGGAGACGACAAAUAUUUAUCGUCAACUAUGGUUCCCUAUCAUAUGAAACUACUUGUUGAAGCUACGAAAGCAGGGAACAUUGAAUUUAUAAUUAUACUUAUACGCUCUUAUCCCGAUCUCAUAUGGCAACAUGACCAAGAAUAUGGAAGUUUAUUUCACGUUGCUGUUGAAAAUCGACAAGUGCGUGUUUUUAAUUUAAUAUAUGAGAUAGGUGUUUUGAAGGGUGAUGUUGCGACCUAUAAGGCCAAAGGGGGAAACAACAUGCUGCACUUAGCUGGACAAUUGCCUUCUUCAGAUCGGCUGAAUAUCGUCACGGGAGAGGCACUUCAAAUGCAACGAGAGUUAUUGUGGUUUCAAGAGAUAGAAAAGAUUGUGCCGAAGUUAUACGUGAACAAGCCGAAUUCUUCAAAAACACCAGAAACACCUAGGGAUAUACUUAAGAGGACCCAUGAAGAACUACGGAUGAAGGGUGAAAAGUGGAUGAAAAACACGGCAAACUCUUGCAUGCUCGUGGCAGCACUGAUUGCCACUGUGGUUUUUCCAGCUGCCUUCACAGUACCAGGUGGCAACAAUCAAGAAACAGGCAUUCCUAUCUUUCUGGAAAGCAACUGGUUUACGUUAUUUCUCGUAUCAGAUGUGGUAGCCAUGUUCUUCUCUUCGUCUUCAAUAUUAGUUUUCUUGACAAUACUCACGUCACACUACACCCAAAAGGAUUUCCUCAAAUCAUUACCUCUUAGGUUGGCGUUGGGACUCGCUACGCUUUUCAUUUCAAUAGUAGGCAUGCUGAUAGCCUUCAGUGCAGCAUGUUUUUUGGUCUUUAAAAGCAAAACAAGUGUUCCGAUCCGAAUAAUUGUUGCGGCGCCCAUUGUCCCAAUUAGUUUGUUUGUUAUCUUGCAUUGUCGCCUUUGGUUUAAUAUAUUUCGCUCCGCAUUCUGUUCAAAUUGGCUUUUCGGGUCAAAGAAUAGGCUUUUCAAUUCCAAGCCGCUUGCUACGGAAAUGGAGAAUGGCAACCAAUCCGGAGGUAAUGACAGAACCCAGGUUCUUGAUCGGGUCUGAAAAAAUUCGGUCCAAUUGAACAGUCCUACUGAACUAGUCAUGCAAGUUCUCAGUGUGAAAUUUGACGACGAAAUUAUGAUCAAGGCUUCAGUAUGAUCUUCAUUAAUUAGCUUGGAAUAUUGUUGGUUCUUUAUAAAACCCACGAGUAUUGGGCUGGUGAUAAUUAUUAUAUGAAAGCUGCUACUUUUUAUUAAUUAAGACUCUCGAAACUCUCUUGUAACAUAAUUCUAUGGUUUUUGUCGUUA